UGCUUCAGAUUCUGUGUCUCCCCCUCUCUCUGCCCCCGCCCCACUGGUGCUAUGUCUCUCUCUCUCUCUCUCUCUCUCUCAAAAAAAAAAUUAAAUAAAAAUUAAAAAAAAAAAGGAGGAUGUCUUUAUGAUAUAAUGUGCAGUGUAAAUAUGUAGUAUGAAUUCUGAUUUGGGAGUAUUUGGGUAGUGGAGUGAAGAUUGGAUUACCUCCAGGUGAUUAUAGCCUCUAGGUAAGAACAUCUCAUCUUGCAGGGUUGAGACUGUAACAUUAACGUAUUUGAAUAUGUCAGAUGCCCUUAUCCGCUUCAUGUGAUGUUGCCUCGUGCAGACAUCAGCAUGUUGUUGCCUGGUUAGACCGAGGUGGGUCAGGAAAGCAGGCCUCCUGCUGGCAGUGGCACUUCUCUGCGGCAGAGUGAGGUAUUCUUAGUUGUGGCUUUCAUGCCGGGUAAGCAGGAAGCAGGGACUGCAGCCGAAGAAUAUUGAGAGGAGUGUCUAGAUUACGGAAUGGCAAGCUACCUCGUGGCUGCGAAGACAUUCUGCUUUCUUCCAGUCUGAUACAGCGCCAAGAGUACUGACAGGAGACUGGUGUUCUAGAUUCACUUCUGGCACCAAUUAGCUGUAUGACUUCAGGCAGGUGGUUGCCUUUUCUGCUUCAGUUACGUCAUCUGCAAACUGAGAAUAAGAAAACCUGCCCUGCUACUGGAGAGAAGGAUUACAGGGAUCAGAUUGAUCUAGGGUACUGUUAAACCAUUACAUCUUAGAGACCUCCUGAGGAUGUUUAGCUUGGUGAGUGAGGUGAGAACAUUCAGUGAUCAGGCUGGUGGGGCAACCACGUGCAGGGGGAUUCCCUGCCACGUCUUGGAACCUCAUCCAGCAAACAGCUCUCAAAAAGCAGGGCUGGGGAGUGGGAGACAGUCUAUGGAGGUUCCACUGAGGUAUGUCAGCCUAGCUGCUAUUUGCCAUUUCAGUUUCACCCAGGCCGGUGCUUUUUCUAAGUGCUUCAGAGCUGCCCAGCCACUUUGGUUACAUCAUCAAUCUGGCAUCUAAUCUUAGUUGCAUGGGAUGUGUCUCUCACUCACCAGAUUCCUAAAUUGUGAGAAAAUACAGAUAUGUUGACGGGUUUGUCUGCCUGCCUGACCUUUUGGUUUUCUCUCUGCCUACUUCAUCCCUAAUUCCCUUGUGCCAUCCUGGUCCUCCUGCCUUGCCUCCUCCACUCCCUCCACAUCAUUUCAUAACCGAUGCUUUUUCAUUUCACUGGCUGGCACAAACUUGGUUUCCUUAGCAGUGGUUUUCUGGUCCUUCCACUGUCAAAGUGUUCACAUCAUGCUUGAGCUGCUUACAACUCUGAUGCUUCCUGAACAAGUGCAGUGACAGCUAAGGAUGUGAAUUUCAGUUCUGCUUCUUUACCCUCUAGGGGAGAGGCUGUCCACUUUCUCUAGGUAGUUUAGGGCAGGGAAAUUGGGUCCCAGUCUUCACUACUUCCCUUCCAUCCCCCAGGUUGUUACCAGAAUGAUCUAAAUGAUCUAAAUGGAAAUGUUAUUUACUUGCUCAAAGCCUGAUGACUCCCCUCUGCUCAUCCAGGCUCGGGGGCUACCCGGACACACAGAUGGCUUUGUUUUUGUCCAGCACCAUGUUGGCCUUCACAAGGUUCAAAAUGAUUUAAAUUAGUAAGAACAUUAAAGAUCGGAAGAUGGGUUAUAAAACCCAUGGUUUGGGUUUUUCUCGAAAGACUGGUAGAUGGCAAUGCUGGGCACCAGGAACUUGGUAGCGCUGCCCCUUAGCCACAGCAGUGUUCUCCAGAUGACACAGCUGCCACUCUGGCCUUGUCACUCCCUUAUGUUACCUAGGGAGGUUCUGGUGUUUGACACCUCUCCACCCCGUCCCCUGCUACAGGAUCAAGUUCAACUUGAGUACUUGAGUUGAGAUCAACUCUUUAUGAGGUAUACAGGAUCCAUACCAAUUCCUUUAGGCCCCAACUACAUCUGUCCCCACCUCCUGCCCCAUGCCAGGCUUUCCCAGAAUAGCUCUGCUGUGAAAUGCUAUGAAAUGAUGAGUUGUUUGCUUGUUUGAGUUUGCUAACCCGUACAUUUUAUUAUUUUUUUAAACGAAGAGACCCAUCUUGCAGAUCCCUCUGGAGCAUCCAUUACAGGCAAGGGAUGUGCCUGGCUUGGCCACACCACAAUUGUGGAGUGUUUCAAGGAAGUUACAUUUUAGAUUUUCAUGGCCUAUUGAUCUAAAGCUUCAGUGAAGGGCAAGAAGAGAGGAAGGAACAGAUGGGUUUCUUUCUGUGGUUUCGGUUGUUUCCAAGACAAAUCCGUUGCAUUAGGUUACUUGGUCAUGUAUUUGCAGACAUUCUGCUCUCUGAAGCUGAGGAUAGCAGCAAAGUGGCUUACCUUGGUUGGGAUAUCUGUUUUCAAACAUUGCCCAUUCUUUCCCAGAAUUACAGGAAAAUUGAUAUGUCAGUUAGCCUCAUUACUUGAACUUCUAGACGAUAAAAUAAGUUCAAGUUAUUGAGUAAUUACUUCCUUUAUCGCUGUUCACAUCAAGUCUAGGAGCUUGCAGUAGAGUGAUGUUCAGAAAACUAGGCAUUUGCUUCUCCAAUUUCAAGAAAUGGCUGUAUAGGUUGGGCUUUAUCUUACUGGGGUCAUUACUUGCUCCAAGUUCCAUUCUGUGCUGGUUCCAAAACUUGAUUUCCCCAGGAGGAGUCAGGCUUUUGGAAUUUAUGUCAUCCUACUCAAACUCAUAAGAUCUAUCUAUAAACUACAAUAUCCCUUUUCUGUUUAUUUACUGAACACCUAUUGAGUGUAUGGCCCUGUCCUAAUCUCUGGAGAAACAAAAAUAAAUCACAAAUAUGAUGUGGUCCCUGCCAUUUAGAAGCUUAUGGUCUAGAAGUGGGACAGAUAGGCAAACAAAUACAUUAUAUAUCAUAUGCUAAGUGUAGGGUGACCUUACAUCCUGGGGACAUCCUGGUUUGUGCUUGCUGUCUGGUGUAACUAUUAAUAGUGUCCCCUUUCGAAACCAUCUAAGGGCCACAGUAAAAGUUUCUUUGAGAGGAUGGGGUAUAGAGAUGGUAGAAACAGGAGAAAUCAGCCUGCUUUCUCAGACUAAACCCUUGAGUUGGGUAUUGAAGGAAGUUUGGGAAGUCAAGGUCUGGGAGCUCGAGGUGGGGGUAAGGGGGUGGGAAUGUGCAGAACUCUACAGGAAAAAGAGAAAUAGUUCCAGCAGCAGCAAUUAGUCCAAGCUCAUCAUUGUUUCCCAAAUUUAUCCUGUGAAAAAAAAUUCUGCAAGAUACUUGGUAAAAAUUCAGAUUUCCAGGCCCUGGUGGUGAUUUGAGUUAGUAUUUUUAAAGAAGCACCCCCAGAUGAUUCUGGGACAUACUGAAAGUUCAGAACCAAUUCUCUACUGAUUAUGGCUUAGGAAUACAAAGGGCUGGGAGUAAUGAGGAACAGGAACAGCAAGACUAUAGCACAAGUCACCUAUCAACCAGGUGGGAUGCCCUCAGGUGGGAAAACCCUGAGGUAGAACUAGUUGGAAGACAUUUGCAGUGGAGCUGUAAGAAACAGACAGUUUGGGAAGUAUGUCAGUGACAGUGGGGAUGCAGAGGAAUGAAGAUUUGAGAACUACCCAGGAGAAAAAAUGAACAGGAUGUAAGAAGACAUAGGUGCCAGUUACUAAUUUACAAGGGGGAGGGGGGGUUGGUAAUAUUAUUUCCAGGCAACAAAACACGGGUCAAAUCCAGGAACCUGGGGGAGUUUAUAACCUGAAGGUUUAUAUGGUGAGCCGUAAACCUAAAAAUACAAAGAACUGGAUAAUGUUGGGGUAUAUUUCAUGACUUAAAAAAAAAAAAAAAGACUCCUGCUUACUUCCCAUCCUUGUAGUCUCCAGAACAAUCUUGACAGUUGUGUUUCUCUCUGGAAAGGAGCUGGAUGAAUUCUAAAGCAUCCUGACACCCUAAUAAUCCUUUUAUCUAGACUUCAGGCAAACCUCUGCCUUUCUGUUAUGGUAAGACUAAGUUAUCUUAUGGUAAGAUAACUACCCUGCCUUAUCUUACCGUACAUUUGCUUUUGUUUUUGUUAUCAAAUGUGUAAGACAGUCAUGACUCCUCAGCAUGACUCCCCUUUUAGGGGAGACUGUCUCUUGCAGUUUCAGCAUGACUUUGUUCCUAAAUUCUGAAGCUGCUCUCUCUCUGAGAACCUGCAACCACCUCACAGAUUCACGGCGACUCUGGGAAAUUACAAUAGUACAAGAAAUGCCUUAUCCAGGCAAGGAGAUCAUGAAACCUGGUGUUUGUGGUUUGUGUCUGCCAGCUUCCUUGGUGCAUUGGAGAUUCUGAGGCGAGCAAUCCCUAAACGGAAAAUGAAGAAAAUCCGAGGAGAGCUCUUCUAUUUCCUUCUGCUUUCAAACCUAAAGAGGGUUUUUAUUUUGAAGGCUGCCUUCACCAGACCUGUUGGCAUACUUCUGAAGCAGUAAACGAAGUCAGAAAUCAAAGAUUUAGACGAAGUUAUGAAGAGAAAGCCUCAAAAAGGAGAAUGGGAAGCCGAUCAGGCUAUAAUUUCACAGGGGUAAUUUAGCACCCUUUACAAAGACCUGGCCCCAGAGCGUCCAGGAGUGCGGUUUGGGGAGGGACAAAGCAUCUACAAUUCCAGUCCUUGGCUCCUCUUGUAGCAUUGCUGAGGAAUUUCCAAAUCCUGGGAGUGGUAGAGUCGGAGGUGAAUAGGCCGAAAUCUUCCACGCUGUCAAUGUCAGGGAGGGGUAAAAAGAACAGGCAACUGCGGCCUCAAAGUUUUUUUUUUUUAAUUAGGGGCUUCACUUCUAUGCGAUCUAAUGUCACAACGCCAUUAAGUCACAGUAGCAAGAUGAAAAAAUAAGGGAAAGAGGAAAAGCCCAGCGUGCACGGACCCAGGAAAUGGAUCUUCCCAGCUCCCGCCGCUCGCUUAACUGUUGGGGGCGCCUGGGUGUUCUGCCCGCCGGAGUCGCAGCGGGCAGCCCCCUGCCCGCAGUCCGGGCGCUACCAGCACGGCGCCGCGGCGGGGGGAUCGGGCGGGCGCGCCGCGGACUUCAAAGCCCCGGCGCCGCCUUCGCCCCCGCCCGCGCGCGCGAAUAGUACGGUCCAAGGGGGCGGCUCCUGGGGCGCGGCUCCCGCGGCAGCUGAUGCGCGCCCCGCCGGCCGGGAGGCGGGAGCCCGAGACCCCGAGACCCGAGCCACCCGGCGCCGCGGGCCGGGGCCCUGAGGAGGCCCCAGGAGAGGCAUCUUCCCGGCGGGAGUCGCCCGGCGCGGGGGUGGCCGCGACCGCACCGUUGGGGAAGGAGGACGAGUAGGAAGCGGCGCUGACUGCCGGCCGAGAGGAAGCGCUCCACCCGGGCCCCCGACGGCGCUCGUUUAACCACAUCCGCGCCUCCGCUGGAAACGCUUACAGGCGCCUGUCACCCGUUCCCUCCAUUUUGAAAGGGAAAAAAGGCUCUCCCCCUUCCCCUACUCGUAGGAGCUGGAGUCGGAGGAGCCGCGCUCAUGGCGUUCAGCCCUUGGCAGAUCCUGUCCCCAGUGCAGUGGGCGAAAUGGACCUGGUCCGCGGUGCGCGGCGGGGGCGCCGGAGAGGACGAGGCCGGAGGGCCCGAGGGCGAUCCCGAGGAGGAGGACUCGCAAGCCGAGACCAAAUCCUUGAGUUUCAGGAGUGGCUGCAAGGUGAAGAAAUAUGAAACACAGUCUCUUGCUUUGGACGGGUGUUCUCAGGAUGAAGGAGCAGUGAUCUCCCAGAUUUCAGACAUUUCUAAUAGGGAUGGCCAUGCUACUGACGAGGAGAAACUGGCGUCCACUUCAUCUGGUCAGAAAUCAACUGGGGCCGAGGUGAAAGGUGAGCCAGAGGAAGACCUGGAGUACUUUGAAUGUUCCAAUGUUCCCGUGUCUGCCAUAAAUCAUGCGUUUUCAUCCUCAGAAGCAGGCAUAGAGAAAGAGACGUGCCAGAAGAUGGAGAAAGAUGGAUCUACCAUGACUGGACUGUUGGAGUCAUCUGUGGAGAAGGCCCCCGUGUCUGUGGCCUGUGGAGGGGAGAGCCCCUUGGAUGGCAUCUGCCUCAGCGAAUCCGAUAAGACAGCUGUGCUCACCCUCAUAAGAGAAGAGAUAAUCACUAAGGAAAUCGAAGCAAAUGAAUGGAAGAAAAAAUACGAAGAAACCCGACAAGAAGUGUUGGAGAUGAGGAAAAUUGUGGCUGAAUAUGAAAAGACCAUUGCUCAAAUGAUUGAAGAUGAACAGAGGACAAAUAUGACCUCUCAGAAGAGCUUCCAGCAACUGACCAUGGAGAAGGAGCAGGCCCUGGCUGACCUUAAUUCUGUGGAAAGGUCCCUUUCUGAUCUCUUCAGGAGAUACGAGAACCUGAAAGGCGUUCUGGAAGGGUUCAAGAAGAAUGAAGAAGCCUUGAAAAAGUGUGCUCAGGAUUAUUUAGCCAGAGUUAAACAAGAGGAACAGCGGUAUCAGGCCCUGAAAAUCCACGCGGAGGAAAAACUAGACAAAGCCAAUGAGGAGAUUGCUCAGGUUCGAACAAAAGCGAAGGCCGAGAGCGCGGCUCUCCACGCUGGACUCCGGAAGGAGCAGAUGAAGGUGGAGUCCCUGGAAAGAGCCCUUCAGCAGAAGAACCAAGAAAUAGAAGAACUAACGAAAAUCUGCGAUGAGCUGAUUGCGAAGUUGGGAAAGACUGACUGAGUCUCCCCCUCGUUAGCUCAGCAGGUCUGCAUUUGGCUGCUUCUCUCUUAACCACAGUUAUCUUGCCUUAUCCAGGAAAAAUUGCCCCUUUGCAGAGAAAAAAAAAAAAAAAAAAAAACUUUAAAAAAAAGCACAUGCCUACUGCUGCCUGUCCCGCUUUGCUGCCGACACAACAGCCCUGGAAGGAUCCCUGGAGUAUCGCACAGGCCCGGAAGGAGGGGCGUCUGACCACGGUCCCCUGACAGGUUCAGUCAGACGGGCUGCUAAGUUUAGGGUCAUGAUUUCUCGAUCAUCUUUAGUCCAUUUAAAAGUCUUCUUUUCUUUUCCAAGCUCGUUAAAUUUGGGAUUUUGUGCCUACUACUUGGGCUCAUCUCUGUCCACCACCUAAGUUUUUUGGUGACCUAUUUAUUUCAUCUUUGAAAUUUAAUGUUCAACAUUAGUGGUUUUAUUUGGGGAAAUAAUUUGGCCUAUUGUUAUUUCUGGUUUAUAAGCAAGAAGGGACUCUGAGUACCCGUUUAUACGCGCACACGCACACACACAUUUAUAUAUGCUGCUCUUUUUUCUCUGAAGCAUAGUCAAAUAAGAGCUUCUCCACAGAAGACCGUAUUUCCAUAAAUGUAUAACCCUAUCUUGAAAUAGAAUUGUGGCCUAGAGUGCCAACCUCAGAAUUUAGGGAAUGGUAGGUAUAAAGACCCCAGACUCAGGUUUUACAUCUGGGGGAGACUUUUUGCCAGUGUUUCAUUGUCCUGGUGUUGGGACCCUCCUUGGCCUUGACAGGUGCGGCCCCUUUGGGGUCAGUCCUCAGACCAAACGGCAAGUGGCCCUGGCAGGCAGGAAUCCCUCAAAGCUGGGGUUUGGCGAGUUGGUCCCAAAGCAGUUCAGUCUCCUCUGCUUCUGUUUGUUGCUUCAAAAUCAACAUUUACUCUUUAUUUAUCAUCUUGCUAUUUGAAAUAUACAAAGAAAAUCUACUUGUAAAAAAAAAAAAAAGGCUUAGGUGAUCUUCAGUGAAAAGGUAACUGUAGCCGCGGUAGCAGUUAGAAGGUGAAGAAGCAGUUUUUCACAAGUGUGUUGUGUUGUUCUUCAAAAAAAAUUUUAAGGCAAAAAAAUCCUUUCAAACUUAGAUGGUAGAAUUUUUAACAAAACAGGCUAUAAAAAUCAUGUGAAUGACUCCAAAAAUCACAUUGGGGAUAUUGUUGAACAAAGAGCAUUGAGUCCCAGAGCAGAGGAGUGCGGGAGCAGAGCUGCACUCAAAACCAAACUCCUCAAGCUCUUCCUGCGCUUGGGUCACGGAGUGGGGGCCUUUAAACCCAAGAUGGAAAUUUUCCGCGUGAUGCCGGUGAACUCCCCUCCAUGUGGUAGGCAAAACCAAAUCCAUGCAGUGUUUUAAAGCACUCUUGUUGUCUUAAUCUUACACUCUCUUCACGGUGAUACGCACUGUAUUCCGUACAAGUAAGUUUUCGUACCUUUCUUGUAAAACUCUUGCAUGAUCCAACUUCCGCAACAAAUUGUGCCUCGUGGAGAACCUCUAUAGAUCUUCGAACAUGCAUUUUUUCUUUAGCCGUGUACUGUUCACAUGGGUGCAAUCUUCAGCCCCAGGGAGGUCAGUAGUGUCCUUUAAAGCUAGAAGUCACGUCUUACCGAUAUGCAUUUAUCGUAAUUGGUGCUUAGGCUGUAUUCUAAAGCCUAUUGUCUUAAUAUUUUGUACAAAACAAGAACAGCAGAAAUGAUCUGUGGUUGGAGAAGUGACUUGACAAUCACGUGGGCUUUGAAAGCAGUUCCAUGUGGUCUCUGCACACGGUCAUAGUGCCCAUGGACUGCUCGUGUCUCCAGUUGCUGGAACUGGUUUCUGCUGCCAGUCCUCUGCUCCUAGGGAAACUAACUGUGCAUUUUGCAGAAAGGAACGUUGCUAAACCUUUUUACUGCUGUGUUUUGGUGAGACAGCCAUGUUUAUUUGUUUUGCAUUGAUCUGUUUUAAGCACGAAAGGCUUAUAGUGGUCUCCAUUCUAAAUCCAUGGUCCUCCAUUUAGGCUUCAUGUGCAUAUUUAAAAAGUAGCUGUGUGUUAAAACCAAGGUGACGACAAUCCUUCCCUAGCAUGCUGGUGGAAGAGACCCCGUAAAGAAGCCCCGGUGGGUGAAGUUGCUGCACAAGGAUUACGAAAGGCCCUGGUCAAGUAACUUUUGCCACUGGCCUCUCAGCCACAGCCAGUACAAGGGAAUGUUCUUCCUUCUCAUUUAAUAGAUGGAUAUUCUCCAACAAGAAUAAAAAUGGAGCUGGCAAAUCAAGAGAA
Molecule: messenger RNA, 8985 nt
Organism: Leopardus geoffroyi (Geoffroy's cat)
Lineage: Eukaryota; Metazoa; Chordata; Mammalia; Carnivora; Felidae
Gene: TACC1
Product: transforming acidic coiled-coil containing protein 1
Exons: 11
Coding region: 5510-6697 (395 amino acids)
Biological process (GO): mitotic spindle organization; cell population proliferation; cerebral cortex development
Cellular component (GO): cytoplasm
Source: RefSeq, a predicted model, not a curated record